AUGGUGGAUAUUGAAGAAAGAUUAGAUGAUUCUUUUUGCUUUCGUGUGAGAUGCGAAGAACCCUUGAAGGUAAAACCGAGAGAUAUCUUGACAUUCAAUGUGAAUGUUAGUGUUCGACCCUACACACGUGAUUUCUCUCGUCUAAGGCCAGUAAUGUUGUUAUUCGAAAGCUCAGUACCUAUAACAUGUGAAAGUUUUGUAGAAAAUAAUGAUCAUGCUUUUCUACGAAGUGCUUUAUGGCCCCAUCCUGGCUACAUCCCACGAAGCCUGGACCAAUUAGGACGAAGGAUUGUUUUACGGAUUCAACAAGAGUUGGAGGUUCAGACCAACACUUCUGCGGAUUCCACGUCUCGACAAUUUUCUUUAGCAUUAGACAUUUUCAUAGACACUAGGCAACAUUCUGAGAGCGAUGAUGAAGAGGAUGGAAUGAUAGAAGAGUCGAUGCAACAAGAUGUGAGGAUGGUUCCGGCCUCCAAAGAAGCCAUUGAGUCAUUGAAAGCAUUCACAGACUCAUCGUUCUUGAAAACAGAAAAGUGUAAUAUUUGCAUGGAAAGGUUUCAAGAUGACGUGAAUUCCUUAUCUUGCUUGUCAAUGCCAUGCAAUCAUGUGUUUCAUAGUGACUGUAUUGUUAAGUGGCUCCAAACCAGUCACAUGUGUCCUUUGUGUCGUUAUCCUAUGCCUAUUGCAAAGGAUUAA
Molecule: messenger RNA, 696 nt
Organism: Cajanus cajan (pigeon pea)
Lineage: Eukaryota; Viridiplantae; Streptophyta; Magnoliopsida; Fabales; Fabaceae
Source: RefSeq, a predicted model, not a curated record